CGCCGGGGCCGGGCCGGGCGGGCGGAGCCGCGGCCGCCGCCAUGGGGCUGCUCAACUUCACCCGCGAGCCGGUGCCGGAGGCCGUGACCGGCGACAUGCACAACCUCAACCAGCUCAGCGCCCAGCAAUUCUCAGCGCUGACUGAAGUCCUCUUCCGCUUUCUUACGGAGCCCAAGGAGGUAGAAAGGUUUCUGACUCAGCUCUCAGACUUUGCCACCACGAACAAAAUCAGCUUGGGCCCCCUGAAAAACAUUGUCAAAAGUAUUCUUCUGGUACCUAAUGGUGCCCUGAGGAGGAAUUUGUCUCCUGAACAAGUCAGAGCUGAUUUUAUGGCUCUAGGCCUCAGCGAGGAAAAAGCCACUUACUUCGCAGAACAGUGGAAGGUGAAUUCCCCUACCCUGACAUGCCUGGCUGUUGGACAGACGCUGAUGAUUAACCAGCUGAUAGAUAUGGAGUGGAAGUUUGGAGUGACUGCUGGGAGCAGUGAACUGGAAAAAGUGGGAAGUAUCUUCUUACAGCUGAAGCUGGUGAUUAAAAAGGGGACCCAAACAGAAAACGUGUACAUGGAGUUAACUUUGCCCCAGUUCUACAGUUUUCUGCAUGAAAUGGAACGGGUCAAAACCAGCCUGGAAAGCUUCAGCUGAAGCUGCAGGGGCCUGGGCUGACACCUGGGCAGGAUGUUUAAUUUCUCCUUGUGGGCUGCAGCUCUGCUGUUGCCCAACUGACUCUUAACACCCUGAUAAGAGAUAAGGCUGUGCAAGGAGCAGUGGUGUCAAGGCCCAAGAGGACCCAUCAGUCCCUCAGAACCUGAAACUUCAGCAGAUGUUCUGAAGCAGCUGCAAGUCCCCUUUUGUAUACUGUUACGAGAAAUUGUGGUUCAGAAAUCUGUGGAUUCCUGUCCUAAAACACCACAGAAAUAAACCUGUUCCCAUCCUG
Molecule: messenger RNA, 936 nt
Organism: Colius striatus (speckled mousebird)
Lineage: Eukaryota; Metazoa; Chordata; Aves; Coliiformes; Coliidae
Gene: COMMD7
Product: COMM domain containing 7
Exons: 9
Coding region: 42-644 (200 amino acids)
Biological process (GO): negative regulation of DNA-templated transcription; tumor necrosis factor-mediated signaling pathway
Molecular function (GO): NF-kappaB binding
Source: RefSeq, a predicted model, not a curated record